AUGAAUCAUAAACGUUCAGUGAGUAUUGCAUCACAAAAUUCUUCUAAUGCGGAAUUUACGGCAAGUGAGAAAUCAGCUUCAUUACAUCUACUUUGGGAUGAUCCACAGUGGGAUGAGAAAGCGGAUUUUUGUUUUUAUGGUGAUAUAAUACAUCGUGGUCAUUAUUCGGUAUCAUCUGAUGUCUCGGAUAUGACCGAAUUUCGAGCUGCUAAAGGACUGUUUGAAGAAUCGGACAAUCGUUGUAAGAUGAAGAAGGAGGAUGAAAGAAGUCAUGAAAAUUUAAAUCGAGAGGAACGAAAUAUUGAUUUGGAUAGUAACAAUUUCAUCCAAAAAAAUUGCAUGAUCGAUUCUAAGCAUCUUUAUCACAUUACUACCGGGUUUAUAACUCGAACGAACAGUAUGUCAGUUUCGAGUGAACGUAGUUCUCAAUCAUUUCUAUCUCUCAGACAACGGCUUAUUGCUAAUGCGUCGUCGGGUGGACUACUUGAAUUAGCACAAUCAUCUUCUGCACCACCGAUAAUAUCAGCAGAUCAUAUGAUAGCAUCAAUGACUGAUAGCGGAAUUAGCAGAGGAACCAUUUCAACGUCCAAUUUUCAGUCAUCAAUUAGAUCAGCUGGUGUAAAAUGUACUUUUGGAGCAGAGAUAUUCUCGAAUGAAGAUGAAAUUCUCGAUAUGAUGGUACCUGUCACAUUAACAACAAAUAGAAAUUCUAUUAUUAGAUCUGUUUACUUUUCACCAGGAAUUUCUAUGGUAGCAAAUAAUCCGAACAUUGAUCGUAUUAAUAAUUAUACAUUUGAGAAUUUAGAAAGGCGGAAUAAUUUAAAUCUAAUCAGUGAGGAUCGUUGCUCAAUAGCUACAUCUAAUCAAAGUAUGGAAUGGUUUGAGGAUGAUUGCUGUCCAUUUGUGAGAGAGGAAGAUUUGGAAGAAUCAUCGGAUGAUCCAUUAGCUGCAUGCUUCAGGCAUUCCGAUUCUAAUCAGAUACAUCAUCCUAGCAGUUCAGAAAGUAGACAAAAACACCUAUACAGUGUUACACGUGAUUUAAUGGUGUGGGCAAGGGAUCAAUUUGGCCCUAAAUCUUCUCAAAUAAAGGCUCUUCAAUCAUUGUAUAUAUCACAUCAACGUUGGCGAAGGAUAGGUUUAAAACGAAGUUCGAAUUGUUCGGAACAAUUUCUCAGUUCCCUGUUGCAUUUAAUGUUCAUUCGUGGAAUACCAUUUUUCACCUGCUCGGACAUAUUGAUCACUGCAAAGGUUUCAACUCUUGACCUUUAA
Molecule: messenger RNA, 1269 nt
Organism: Acanthocheilonema viteae
Lineage: Eukaryota; Metazoa; Nematoda; Chromadorea; Rhabditida; Onchocercidae
Source: the annotation of a GenBank genome assembly